UUUAUCAAAAAUAUCUUAAUUUGUGUUCCAAAGAUGAACGAAGGUUUUAUCGGUGUAGAACAACAUGAGGGUGAGUAAAUAAUGACAGAAUUUUCAUUUUUGGGUGAACUAACCCUUUAAGAUCAAAAGUAAUAUAUGUUAAUGUACAGUGAACUAAUAUGAACAUUUAUUAACCUUUGUUAACUAAGAUUAACAAAGGUUAAUAAAUGCUGUAAGAAUAUAUUGCACAUUGUUAGAUCAUGUUAACAAAUGUUAUCAAUAUCCCUCAGAAUCUUGAAAUAUACACUUUAUGCAUCAAUUUCCAUGUAUGCAUUCAUUCAUUCCUGUGAUUAUUUUCAUAAAUACUUACUACAGGGUGUAGUAAAAGAAAUGAUUAAUAAGCUGAUAAGUGAGCAAUGUGUUGCAAAAUCAUUACAUGUUUGGAACACGCCCUGUUUUAUUUUGAGAUGCUUUUUUCCACGCCAAGGAUCUUAGUAACAGACUGAGAUUUCUCACUAAGCCUCUCUUGAUAGAUUUACAACUCAUCUGAUGCAUCAUCAAUUGUUCUUGAUCCGCCAACAGCAUUGUCAUCGGAGCAUUAGACAGUUACAAUGAGGGAUUCUCAUGGUGGGAAUACCUUUCAAAAGCUGUCCCUAAUUAAAGCUGAUCAUGUCUUUCAUAAACGAGGUCAGAGACUGUACUGUUCCAUGUCUCUCGGGUUUAGUUGCAUCUCUAUCUAUUUCCAGCUGACCAGCUGUGAUGGAAGCAUGCCGAUGGGACUCUCAGAUUUAGCCAAGACGGCCGCCUCAGUUUCAGUUCCCGCCCCUCCUCUUCCCUGACAUUAAUCACUCAACACCAAGUGUGUGUAGUUGAAAUGUUUGUGUGUGCAUGUAUGAACACCCUGAGGUGACCUCGGCCCAGAUCACAUCAUUAGCCGUAAAUCUGAAAGCACACACAAAACAAACACAUUUAGAGCACAUUUGGGCUCACCGUAUGAUUUACACACAGAUGAAAUGAGGCCUUACGCAACACCUGUCCCACGACCACCCCCCCCGCACGUGAGCGACGCAGCCAUAGACUGCUCCACUUCCAUGACUGUGAAAUGAAGGCGCUAAUUGAGCAGCCUAUCUUGCCAGGCUGCGAAUUCCCCUUGUGCUGAUUGUUGAUAUGCCCCUUGGGGGUCUGUAAAAGUGGCAAAAGGCCAGAGAGAGUCUUGGACCUCCACAAUGAGAUCACCAAGACUUGGAUCAGUUGAGUAAUGCCACUCAUGUGUCAUGCCACAGAGUUGGACACUUGGAUCUCAUGUCCUCUAUCUCCAACAAAGCCUGUGAGCAGUGGGUUUCGUGCCGCUGAAAAUUAGAAAAGCCCCCCAGGAGCUCCAGGUCUUUCCCAAUGCCAUGCUGACAUGCAAAAAGAGGUCUUUUCAUCUGGUUUUGCAGGCUGUGACUUACUUAAAGGGUGUGGAGAAGGCUGGGUUCAGCAUGUCAGAAGAUAUCAACACAGAGGUGUUGAGCCAGUAGGUAAAGAAGCAGGGAUUAGUUCUCUACCUCAACUGAGAGAUUUCCUCUAUGCAUACAGAUGGGCCUACACCAGGGUGUGGGUGAGUCAAGUAUGAAGUCCAAAGGAAAGGGGUCAAAGCGGGGCAGACAGUCUUGGGCAGAGCAGGACGACCCAGACUUUACACUGGAAACCGAGCCAGGUUCCAGCGAGCAGGAGGGUUCAGAGGCGUCCGUGAGGCUGGGUGGGACGUGGAGAACGCUGAGGGGCGAGGGGCAUGGUCGUACCCGAGUGGGCGCGCGUCGCAGGCGCCAGCACGGCAACGCUAAGGAACGUAACGUCCGCAGGCUGGAGAGUAAUGAGAGAGAGAGGCAGAGGAUGCACAAACUCAACAACGCCUUUCAGGCCCUACGGGAGGCCAUUCCUCAUGUCAAAACAGACAAGAAACUUUCCAAGAUUGAGACUCUGACGCUGGCCAAGAAUUACAUCAAGGCCUUAACCACCAUCAUCCUAGGCAUGUCGAAUGCCUGCCUGCCUCACGCAGAAAGUCACAUGGAGACUAACGCCUCCCGGCUCCUGCAGUGCUAUCAGCAGCAUCUACAGGAGGAGGGAGAGGAAGACCUGUCCAACUACCUGAGCCACAUUCACAGCUUCAGCCAGGGCAGCUAACACACACUGCCACAGAACAGACUCAGUGAGCACUAAAUGACAAGUGUAAAUAUGUGCACGCUACAUGCAUGAUGAUGAAUACCAGCUCCUAAGACAAACAAAAAGAUCCAUUUGAGUUUACAAGCUAAAGCUGGUCCAUAAAUAGGCUCAUUUAUGUACAGAAUAUGCACCGUUUAUGUAACAACAUAUUGCCCACAAACAAUGUGGAUGAUAUUUGACAUCAUCUAGCUAAUUUGACUCUUUGGAUUAUGAAGGGGCACAAUCUGCUGGUUUUUAAUGUAGUUGACCCAAAAAUAUUACAAAAGAAGAUGCCCAUUGUGAAAGUUAAUGGGGUUCAAAACUACACCGGACCCCCUGACUUUCAUUGUAUGGACGAUAAAUAUCAUCUUUUGUGUCAUAGAACUCUUACAGCUUCAUACAGUCAUAAAGCUUUGGAACAUUUUUGGGUGAACUAUCCUUUUAAUAGGGUAAGCAUUUAAAACAAAUGCAAAGCUGUGGAACAGAUUUCAUAUUUAUUGAGGACACGAACCAUGCACAUAUGACACUGAGAGGAUUUUACUGUACUCAAAUAAUGACUCCACUGUCUUUACCCUGUUAUAUGUCUACAUUUAAUAAUUUAAAACUAUAUUAUCUUUUUUUUUUCUCUCAUGCCUGCAUAUAAUUUCUUUAUAUGUACAGAAGCAACCUUAAAUAAUGCCCAUAAAGGACAUCACAAUGCCGUUUCACAUUAGAACCAUUAUUACUCAUAAAUAAUCCAAAUUUAUACAUCCACAUGUACAACAUAGCAGAAUAGGAAUAAAACUGACUAUUCAUCCUGAUAAAAACCAUUUGGAAAGAUUUAGUAUAAAUACUGUUACUUUCUGAAAUUUGUGCUGCCUUUAAACAUAAUUAUACCACAUACACGUCCAUGUAUGAAUGAAAUAUGCUGACAUCCUGAGAAAAGAAAUGUUUCGCAAAAUUGUCUUCACAUUGCCACGCUAAAACUAAAUACAGUGUCUGAAUUUACACUACCAUUCAAAACUUUGGGGUCGGCAGAAUUUGUUUUGGAAAGAUGCCCGUCUGCUUAAAUUGUGAAAUAUUAUUGCAAAUGAAAAUAACUGUUUUCUAUUUUAAUAUAUUUUAAAAUGCAAUUUAUUCCUGUGAUGGCAAAGCCACUCUUCAGCGUCACAAGAUCUUUCAGAAAUCAUU
Megalobrama amblycephala (Wuchang bream) is the source of this 3333-nucleotide messenger RNA. It is a transcript of the gene bhlha15, whose product is annotated as basic helix-loop-helix family, member a15. Gene Ontology annotation, molecular function: protein dimerization activity. The record is from RefSeq and is a predicted model, not a curated record. The coding region runs from base 1558 to 2145 and encodes 195 amino acids. Lineage: Eukaryota; Metazoa; Chordata; Actinopteri; Cypriniformes; Xenocyprididae. The transcript has 3 exons.